Tarenaya hassleriana is the source of this 1938-nucleotide messenger RNA. RefSeq lists its product as uncharacterized. The record is from RefSeq and is a predicted model, not a curated record. The transcript is spliced from 4 exons. Bases 1380 to 1922 code for a protein of 180 amino acids. Lineage: Eukaryota; Viridiplantae; Streptophyta; Magnoliopsida; Brassicales; Cleomaceae.
AAAAAACCCCCUUUUUAGAAUCGCGUCGCUGACUCGCCUGGAAAUUUCGAAACGAUGCCGAGCAAAGGACGGACGCGAUCAAGCACUGGUAGUUAAUUUUUUUCAUUUUCCUUUUGGUUUUUACAGUUUUAUUGUCUGUUUGGAUACUGGCAAAACUGCAGAGGAAAAGCUCCUUCAAAUGAUUUCAAUUCCUCCCUUGCGAGAUUUUCAUGCCUUCAUCAUGUUUUGAGGAUAAAAAUCGCGACUUUUCGUGGUUUUCUCAUCUGGGUAUCUGCGUUUCAUGUCGUUUAGUUCAAAGAACUAUAGUAUGCAUCGGUUCUUUUUAGCAUAUUUUGCUAUUUGUUUGAUUAUCGCCACCCGACGUUGAACGAAUGAUCGGGUUUUUCAACCUGGGGUUUAGAUCUUUCCAGGAUUUCGAGGGAUUUUUGAAUGAGUUGCAGGACUAGGAACUUCCAAAUGAAGGACAAAAGACAAGAAAUUCAAACAACAAACUGCUAGUACUUGGAUCUCUGUUUGUGUUCGAUUUCUGGUUUUUGUAUCUUUAUGAUGUUAUAUCAUCUCCUCCUGAGACAAAUGAAAAGUUCAAAUCAAGUGGUUCAGGUACUACGGCUUUCAGUUCUUGUCUGUUACUCAGAUAGAUAUACCUAAAUAUCUGUGAUGUUAUUUUGUUACUGGUCGGUUAUGGGAUGGAUACUUCAAGCAGAAGAAGUUCAAGUAAGAUAUUGAUUGUUACUCUCAGAGCAUUAUUGCUUUAUCACCAACAGCUGUUGCUUAUACUUUGAAUCGGGCAAUGGCCUAUCCUAAAAAUCAGAAAGGCGAGUCCUUUGUCUGGCCAUUUUGUUCGUCCCUGAAUGAAGCUUCACUGGUUCUUUAUAAAGACCAAAUCCAAUAAUCUAUAUCUUUCUUGUGAAUUCUGUUUACUUUUCUUUCUGUUAGAUACCAGGAGGCUGAGGAAGACUUGGAAGAAUAUUCACACCGAGCAACCUCAAGAAAAAGAACUCAACAAACUUAAAGAAGCCAUUGAUGGGGUCUGGCUUUUCUCUAGAAAAGCCACGUUCGGAUGUAUUGAACAAUGCGUACGCUUUGUAUCUGCCUAAUCAAAUGAGUAGUUGUUUUAUUCAGGUUCCACCAAAAACAGAUGGAUGAAUCUCGACUUUCCUCAUUGGAUUGGAUUCUUCGUCCGAUGCAGAGAAGCUUCGGAUUUCGGCUGUGAAAUACUUGGAGAGACUAACAAAGGUCUCAAGAUUCAACUUGCUUCUCGUGUGUGUCUCGUCUCAACCGAUAAAAACGGCACCUCUAAUUCGUUAAAGAUCCUUCCUUUAUCGAAUUUCACGUCGCAUAAACGAUCUUAAAUCUGCACAUGGUGUGAAAUCGACUCAAUGCUCUUUUCUUUGUAUGAAACUUGCUUGAUCAAAACCCAUGUUUUGCAUAUCACUGAUAUCCACUCAGAAAACCACAAGUCACAUCCAUCAAAGGAAACUGGACUAACAAGAUCCCAUAUGAAUUGGAAGCUUUCUUCUGCGGGUAUGAUUCUCUACCUUGAGAAGAACCACAAACAAAAUCGAUUGGACAUAAGAGGAGGAUCAAAAGCAAAUGAGGACAGAUAUCAGAAUCGAACAAAAGACUGGUCCUGUUCAUGUCAGAUCAAGAGAGAGAUAGAGAAGAAGAAGAAGAAAAUGAAAACAGAACAUAUGACCCCAUCAAAACCAACUGGGUUUUGGCUGAAGGCUGAAAUGUUGAACUGUGCUUUGCCUGUUUCGAAUUUUCAGUCCAACAGUUGUCUGAAGAUCCUCACAAAACCGGAGAAAUCGAUUUCUGGGUUUUUCGAUUACAUAGAGAAAAACAACACACGGCACUUCCAAAGAGAAAGAUUGAAAAAUCGCAAAGUUGAUGACUUUUUACUUCAAAAUGUGGAGUAUUGACCAAACAUAGACCAGA